Aspergillus oryzae RIB40 is the source of this 1197-nucleotide messenger RNA. RefSeq lists its product as uncharacterized. The record is from RefSeq and is a predicted model, not a curated record. The transcript has a single exon. Lineage: Eukaryota; Fungi; Ascomycota; Eurotiomycetes; Eurotiales; Aspergillaceae. The coding region runs from base 1 to 1197 and encodes 398 amino acids.
AUGGGGAGCAAUGGAGAGUCUCUCCCGCCACGGCAACGCCAAUGGGAAGAGACUGUGAAUGGGUCUCCAGACUCCAAGCGUCGCCGAAUCAGCACACAGUUACCCAGCAAACCAAAUAUUCACCGAGAUAGAAGCCCGGAUGGCUCAUACCCAAUAUCACCAUACACAGCUCGCCCAGAGGCACCAAGCUCCCGCGGGUCAUUCCACAUGUUGCAACCUCCACGACCGUACCGAAGUGUUCAAGAGUACCCCCAGCCUGACCCCAGUCUGAAGCUCCCGCCGCUACAAACAACUGCACCUGUGUCCAGCUCUGCGACGCCAGCGACUCAAUAUGUUCAGGAAAGCUCCAGUUUGGAGGCUACAGUGAUGACUAUCCCAUUCCUUAAUAAGAUCAAGGUACUCGCUAAAAUCUCACCUCCCCUCCUCCCGUCUUUCCGUGAUGGAGCCUCACGGAGACGGGGAGCCGUGGUGUCAGUUGACGGCCAAGAACCUAUCGCUGUGAAGUCAGUGGUUGACUUUCUUAACAAUACAUUGGAAAAGGAAGGAAAAUACCACACCCACAUUUUUGAAGGACCCGAUAUCCGUCUGCGGGAAGGUUACUCUGAAUCUGGUCAGAUGGGCGAUGCUACGGUUGAUUAUUUAAACACCAUCUCAGCCUGGCACCGCAUUUCAGAUGAAAUCGUGAGCUUCGUCAAAUCCUUGUAUGGGUCUUUGGAACCGAAGUCCGUGGAUGAAGACAACUCAACACCAGGAGCGUCGCCCAAAGGCUCUAUCCCUAAAGGAGCCGAAAUUCAUAUCAGUUCACCGGCACAAUCGAGUGAGAAUGGAUCUGUAUCAUACUCAUCGUCUUCCGGUUCAGCGCCCUGUCCGGUACCUGUGGCCCUGGUUCCUAGGUACCAGCUUACCACAGCCGACGCCUUCGCUUGCUCCGUACCUAUCGGAGACUCUUAUGCACCACUGGAUCAUUGGCAGUGGAUGGCGUCUCUCUGGCGUGCCUGUGUAGGCCCAGAUAUCACAGUCUAUGUUCGCGAAUGUGAGAAAGAUGAAUUAGAUCGAUAUGGGGGGAACCCCGUUGAAGUUCGCUUGCAUGAUGCGCGAACUAUAGUAGUGCGGAGAGCAGCUGGUUCUCCGAGGGAACUAGAAGAGAAGACUUUGAAACGCGUGGGGUUUGAAAUCGAGGACUACCUCACCCAAUGA